Saprolegnia diclina VS20 is the source of this 675-nucleotide messenger RNA. RefSeq lists its product as hypothetical. The record is from RefSeq and is a predicted model, not a curated record. The coding region runs from base 1 to 675 and encodes 224 amino acids. The transcript is spliced from 2 exons. NCBI's taxonomy places the organism in Eukaryota, Oomycota, Saprolegniomycetes, Saprolegniales, Saprolegniaceae.
AUGAAGACGGUGCUGCCCGAGUACUACCCGCACGUCUCGCACGCACUGCGCUUUGAUAUGUUUUGCUACAACUCGGACAUCUUUGUGCUCCUCUUUGCGUCCAGCGUGGUUCUGGACAUUCCGAGCGCGAUCAAAUUCACGCGCGAAGUGCAAGUGUACCUGGCCGAAUGCUCCAACAGCGCCAUGUCGAUCCAGCUCUUUGCUUUGAGUACGCGCCUCCUCUGGAUCAACUGCGGGUUUCUGAAAUUGCUCAAAUAUGUGGUCAACAUGGUCUCGACGGCCACGUACUCGGGUGAAAGUCGCAUCAUGGGGCUUUUGAAUUUCACCAGCGUCACGUCGCUCUAUCUGAGCGCGAUUCUACUCUUUUACGUUCCGCCGUUCAUCGAAUACAACAACAGCGUCCGCCAAGAUCUCAAGAAUUCACUGCAAGAUUUGGACGAUACGGCCGUCGACUAUUAUGAUAGCUUUUACAUUCGUGGCUUUACGACAAUAGCCGGCGGCUUGAUCUUAAACGUGCUACUUGUCGUUGGCCUCGACCAGCUCGUGAACCGGUCGUAUUGGAAGCUGAUGACCACCAACUCGCUCGCGCGUCAAGCCAUGUUCAACUCGACGUCGAUCCUCAUGGACUACAUCACCGACAUUGACCCCGGCCUCGACCAGCGCCAAGGCCGGUGA